Messenger RNA from Zerene cesonia (dogface butterfly), 2470 nucleotides. It is a transcript of the gene fws, whose product is annotated as conserved oligomeric Golgi complex subunit 5. NCBI's taxonomy places the organism in Eukaryota, Metazoa, Arthropoda, Insecta, Lepidoptera, Pieridae. The record is from RefSeq and is a predicted model, not a curated record. The transcript has a single exon. The coding region runs from base 141 to 2381 and encodes 746 amino acids. Gene Ontology annotation, cellular component: COG complex. Gene Ontology annotation, biological process: intra-Golgi vesicle-mediated transport.
AAAGUCAAAUUAAUGCCAAUUGCCAUUUGCCAAUUGUCAGUGUAGAUAAAAAUGUUUUCUGAAUAAUACAAUCGUAACAAUUUUGUGAGUGUUAAAAAAUUCUCAUUAAAAACCCGUGAAUACCAGUACCACGUAACGCAAUGGAAGCAAAAGAAGUUUGCGCGGCAAUAGAAAACGAUGAAUUCUACAGUAAAUUCCUCGAAACAACUGUUAAACCGAUCACCACUGAUAACAUAUCGGUAACCGACCAAGUUACCAAAUUAACCGAAGGCAUAAAUAAACUAACAAAAAGCCUAGAAACUCAAGUUUUAGCAAAGCAUAAUGACUUAUUAACGCAGGCGAGCCACAUAUCAGAUUUAGAAAUCAUGCUAGAAUCCGUAAGAACGCAAGAAGAAACGCUUUUACGUGGCACAGAAGGUUUAGCAGAAGGGGUCUAUGCGUCGUAUGAUUCCUUGGAAAACCAGACACGCAUGCUUGAAAGAGUUCAAACAACGUGUCAACUAUUGAGACAUGCAUCUAAAAUAUUGGCUCUAUGGAAGAAAUUGCAAACUAUUCAAGAAAAUCCUGCUAAAGAAGCCAUGUUGUUGUAUGAGUUAAAUGAAUUGUUCGGUGACUAUGACUUUGAUGGGAUUAUCUUAUUAGAUGAUGUACUAAAUCAAGUACGACAAAGAAGAACGGAAUUGCUGAAAAAUUCAACAGAAUUGCUACAAAGCAGUUUGUUAAAUGGAGAUAAGGCUAAACUCUUACAAUGUUUUAAGGUAUUCCAUAAUUUACAAUGUACUAGUGAACAAAUUAACAACACAGUCAAAAGCAUACUUAAAGAUCUACAAAAAGAAAUACACACAGCAUUGAAUAUACAGAUGGUAUCUAUAGAAGUUAAGAAAUCAGCUUCGGGUCGCGUCGCACCUGGAAAGGCAAAUAUCAUGAAUGCACAAGAUUUUAAAAUAAAACUGUGGGAUAAUAUAGAGAAAUUAUUCACUGGUAAUAUUUAUAGCAGCUGUAUGAAAGUCAUAAUGCUUCAAAAUGUAGUAACUGAAUUACAUGCUAUUGGUAAUUUUAGAAACAUAGCUAGAGACUUUUGGAAUGAACUGUGUCUAGUAUUCAGCACUGAAUUAGACAAAAGUCCUUCCAAUGUGAGCCAGUCUAUUGAGAUAGACUAUGCUAAAUUGUUGAAAUGCUUCAAUGAUUUGUUGUCAAAACUAAAAUACAAAAAUCUAGAAAUGAACCGUUCAUAUUUCACAAAAUGGGAGAAUUCUUUCUUAUCUAAGUCAUUGGCAAAGCUUUUAGAACCUGUUCGAAGUAUGUGGCAUCUCAACCAAGUGCCGAAUAUGGACCAAAUUGAUAAUGCAGUGAGAGUUAUAGCUGAGGCGCUCAGUAUUUCACUUGGAGACAAACAACUAAGUAUUAGCCUUGCAUACAGCGUUGCAAAAAGCAUUAAACAAAUGCAUGUUGAGACAGAGCAACGACUAUCAAUGGACAGCGACGUAGCUCAGAUCAUAGAAGCACCCACUAGUACACAACAAAAGAAUGCCGAUUUAUGCAAUGCCUUGUAUUACUUCUCAUCACAAAUCAACAGAGUUCUCAACAAUAUGAACUCAAUACUUCCACCAGAGAGCAUACAAAUCGUACAAAACAGCUUAAAGGACAUUUCGAGCUUGCCAAUCCUUCAAUUAUUUGCCGAGUCGAUCAAAAACUCUCUCUACAUAAUUCUUAUGACUAUGCACGAUGAACCGGAGUUCAGCCGAAAUGACGACCCAAGCAAUAAAACUAUUUCUUGCUCGCCGUAUAUGAAGGAGCUACAACAAUUCGUGUCACGCUGCAAAGAUAUAUAUCUAUCAAUGUUUCACGAGAAAUCGGCGCUAAAUGAGUGUUGUAUUACAAUAUCAAAGGCUUGCAUUGAACGGUUCACACAUCACGCGUGCAACGUCCGUCCUCUAAGUUUGUAUGGCCGCGCGAAACUACAGGCCGACUGUAAACAAUUGGAAGUAUCUUUAUCCCCAUUGAUAACCGAUAUGAUGGAUUUAGGGGAUCACUAUCGUCAGUUAAAAGCGCUGCAAUUGCUUCUAGAAAAAACGCCACAAGAGGUUGCCAAGAGUCAGUAUGAGGGUGCUUCUUUGCCAUAUUCAUUAGUCAUGAUGUUUUUAUUCUCGCAUGCUGGGGCACAACUAUUGGCGCCCCAUGUAUGCGCGGGGUGGAAUAUACAAAAACUCAUGCAAUGGUUGGAUUCCCACAAAAACGAAAAGGAUCGCCUCGAAUUUGUAGCGGGGGCUUUGCAAAGGUACCAGAACCAUGUUAGACAGAAUCAAAUCACUACAUAUGAUGAAGUGUAUCCCAUUUUACUACAACUUCUCGAUGAUGGUAGGAAAGUUUUAAAGAAAUAAAUUAGUUUUAGUAUACUGUUAUGAUUUAUAAGUGUAAUGUUUAAAAAAAAAUGUUAUAUACAAAAUUAUUUAUUAAUAAAAUUUACUUA